Molecule: messenger RNA, 1899 nt
Organism: Mesorhabditis belari
Lineage: Eukaryota; Metazoa; Nematoda; Chromadorea; Rhabditida; Rhabditidae
Source: the annotation of a GenBank genome assembly
AUGCAUCAUGGACUACCCCCGUUCCCUAGACCGUCGGCUCAGCCACCACCGGAGGUUAAUGUCGUGAAACCAGCACCGCACUACGACAUAAAAUUUGUGGAGCGGGAUAUGCACACAUAUGUUCGCAUGCCUGCGCUACUAAAGUGGAGUGAAAAAGGCUUCGGAGAGUUGAUUUGCGCCGCUAGUAUUUACACCUGGAAUUCGGUGAGCUACAGGGUUGCGUUUGAUACUGAUACGCUGCUGGAUGACUCGCUUAUCACUUCCGAAUUUUCAUCAAGCUACAUACAGGGACAGCAGUUCUUUCUCGACCUUCUUCUGCAAGAUGUCCACUUUAUUGGAGAAAAUCUGGGGCCUUUUGUUGACAACACCAGCUCGGUGAAAGUGCAGACUGUAAAAGCGAGACGCUUAUCCAGGAAAGAUGACAACUUCACAUUUCCUUUAUUGAAAGCGCAGCAUUGCCAAAUUUCCUCGUAUAUGGCACUCCGUGGCGAUCGAAAUGGAACCGUUUUUGAGGGAUGGAACAAGAACAUUGAUGAGUUUUGCCACGUUUUCCUGCCACUGCAAAAAUGUUCCAGACAAACUGAUCACAUCUGUCCUUCUCAAUUGUCAAUGCUUCCUCUAACCGGAAAACGAGUACCAAUGCCCAAUUGGUUACAUCGAUUGUUCAAGGAUAUUCGAAAGCUCAAAUACCUCUUGGUGGACUUUGAAGUGUACAAAGGUUGGCAUCACGCAUUUGGGACGGUCACUGGAUUUGUAGACACUCAACAAAUACCUACUCGUGAAAUUAUGGAAGUCACAAUUGAAGAUGUUCAAUUUAAUGUUAAUUACGGAGUACAGAAAAUUGAACAAUCCAUUCGACAUUCAGAGGAAGCACGGCAAAAACUCCUCGGAGCGCGCUGCCUAAUGUAUCUUCACCUUAAUUUGCCAGGAUGGGGUUUGCCACAUUACUCGGUUCGUUUAUGGCAACCGGAAAACGAGGAGCUUCGCAAACUUUGGAAAGAAUGUGACGGUCGGUCUUCGUUGAAUGAAUAUCCAUUAGGCCCAAUUGAACCACCACUUUCGCAGUAUUAUUAUGAUUUUAUAAGUGGUGCUACCAAGUGUUCGUUGACAGCGGGAACAGUUGCAAAUGAAAGGAUCUACGAGGCAAUUGAUUUAGAUUUGGAGGGCUUGGAUCUUAAUGAACCACAAGCAACAAAGUCUUUUUCGAUAAAUAUGGACAAUCAAAGCCUUUUGGCAACUUUAUCACUUACUGGUUUUUCGCUUCAUCAAAACGAUGACAAGGGAGUUCUACAUCCAAUUAUCAGGAACAAGGAUUGUUUAGAUGAUGUGCUUGAACAAACAGGACACCCCUAUCCUACUGACAAAGCGUAUCGUUGUGACAGGAUUCCACCUACUGUUAAAUUCACGUAUGAGCCAAAAUGGCGUGUUUGGAUGGACUCUUCAGUGCAUAACGAUAAGCGACUGCGUCAGAUUAUCUCGGCUGCAAAGCAUCAAUUGACUCGUGAACCAGAAGCCUUGUCAUCUGGAUUUAGAUUGCGAAUUGACUGGAAAUCAUUCUUCCUCGAUUUACGAGAUCGACCAGGUCCAUUGACUAAAAAGGACGUUCAUGCGGCUGUUCACCGAAUUGUCACCGAACGUUUCCAACUGCUGGAAGAGCAAGAGCAUCCCAUUGUUGAAGAGGAAACAAAUAAAGUGCAACAAGCACCUAAGUCUCCGAAAAAAGAAGAUUUCGCACGGCGUCAACAGCGUAUUCUUGAACGAAUUCGAAAUGCGCCGCCGAUACCUGAUGGAUUUUGGCCUACUCUCAGGGGGCUUUCAAAUCUGGAGAACUUAGGCGCCGAGCCGGUGAGAGAAGUUCCAAAACAAGAGCCGGUUUGCGAAAAGUUGAUAGAUAUCGAU